Crotalus tigris (Tiger rattlesnake) is the source of this 8973-nucleotide messenger RNA. RefSeq names its product R3H domain containing 2 (gene R3HDM2). The record is from RefSeq and is a predicted model, not a curated record. The transcript is spliced from 25 exons. Bases 5283 to 8486 code for a protein of 1067 amino acids. Lineage: Eukaryota; Metazoa; Chordata; Lepidosauria; Squamata; Viperidae. Gene Ontology annotation, molecular function: nucleic acid binding.
UUUAUUAUGGUCACAGACCAGCACAAAAAAGUUGGGUUUUUUUAAUGUUUACAAUGAUUUAUAAGAUAUAAAAUCUGUUCUUAAGGUUUAACAACACAACAAAUGGAGAAAUAUUACACCUCUACUCUUUUUUAACACUGAAUUUUGUUAACAUAAUUUGGGGGCUGCAAAAGGGGGGGCAUGUACCCAUUCUUGGUUUAUAAAGGUCUAGUGUGAAUUCAUUCAUACUAACAUAUCCAAUUAGCAUUUCAUAAAGUGCAAACUCUUUACUGAAAGAUCUUGAUUAAUGUUAUAAUUACCAAAAGAAAUGGCAAUUCCCUCCUAUUGGCUGCUUUAUUUCAGCUUCUUUCUCUAGAUUCUCCUCCCUCAGAAACAGGCUUGAGGUAGAGAUCAAGGGAAAGAACUCAAAUUAGUUUCCUUCUGUUUCCUGUUCCUUUCCUGCACCUUUGAUGCAGUUAUUCUUGUAUACUUCGUGGGUGGACCAGUAGAUACAGAACACAAUCAGGGAGUAGCACUCUCAAAAACUUCCAUUUUUUUCUCUUUUUGGUAACAGCUGUAUUAAUUUAAAGAUCAUAGCUGUGCUUUUAAAAGCAUCAUUUUCUCUUGACUCUCUCAAUUGUUCAAAUGUGAUGCUUAGACCUAACCUUCUAGUUUCACUUAUCCUGUGUCUAGUGUAACUUUAUUAGGCUGUAGGGAAAAUACAUAUUUCAGUAAAACACAGAACAUUUUGUUCGUAGGCAGUGUACAUAUUUGUAUAGUUGUGGUUCUGAACUUAAAAUACAUUUUAAUAAGAACAAGCUGGACCCUUAUAUAAGAAGUAAAUUUAAACAGUCCCUGGCAUGACCUUAGCUCUGGAGAAUUAUAUUAUAUACAUACCUUGAUUUCAUCCCUUAACAGUACUUAGAAUAGAGGACAAAAAUCUUUUACUUAAGCCCCAGUUUUUUGCAAUACUUUCUUUCUACACUGCUAGACAUGCAAGUCUGUUGUUAAUGGCUGUUGAUAUGUGAUAAAGGAAUAACCUAAUCAGGCAUUGGAUUAUAGAAGUAAUCCUUGAUUUACAACCAUUAGUUAGUGACCAUUCCAAGAUACAUUGGAGUUAAUCUAAGAGGCUUGUGAUCCUGUAACUCCUUUAUGGUACAAACAUUUGGGGAUUAAAGUCCAUGAAAGUCUAUGCCACAAUAAAGUGGUUGCUCCAUAGGAUGCUGCACACUGAGGUUAUAAUCUUAACACUUGUGGAGUGAUUCCAGUUUUCCAGUGGGAGAGCCAUAUUAAGAACUUGGAAAUCCUUUCAGGGCUCCAUAAUUAGAGAAAAUAAUGAAAAAAGCAGCAUCCACCUGCCUUUCUAGAAGUUGGGAUUCUGUCUUGACUGUGCUGUACUGUAAUUACAGGAACUGUAUGCACACAUGCUGGAUGAGGCUGUAAAGUUCACCUUCCCGCAAUCUUGAUCAAAAUCCUUUUGAUCAAGAUUGUGAAUUUCUUCAAUGCAUUGCAAUUGUUAAGAACAAAUACAUUCAAUUGUUCUGUUGUUAAAAAUGUGUUAAAAAGCAAUGAAUUGUACACAGGAAGCUGAUUAACUGGCGUGGAAAAGUAGGUGGGGCCAUGCAGACCACGAACAAAUAUAUACAUAAUACGAUUCUGUUUUUACACGUCUUAGAAAUGCAGUAUGGAUUCUUCCACUUCCAUCCCAUGUCUCUCAUUUUCAAGGCUGCUGAACUGUUUCUUCAGAGCUGCCUGUAAAGCAACUCAAAGACUCUGGUAUUGGGCUUUUCAUUUAAAAAAUGAAACUUGGAAAGUUUCAAUUAAUUUAAGGUAAAACUUCUGCAUCUCUGGGUGAUUUGCCAUCUCCAGGUAUGGUACAACUUUCAGCAGCAUUAAAAGCAGGAGAGCUGCCUCUUGCAGAAAGGCAAUUCUUCCCUGAUCACAGGGUAACUUUGGACAGAUCAGAUAGGACAAUUUCAAAGUGAAUGCUGACAACAUAUUAUGUCAAGUAAGACUCAUUUCCAAGAAGAGUUCCUUAGUAGUCUCUGAAGCAUUUUUUUUCUUUUUAUUCCUGUAGAUACUAGCUAAUUUGAGCACAGAUAAGACUUCUUCAGGCUGAUGUCUGGAAGUUAAAGAAAUACUGCUGGUUUCUUUGAAAAAUUGUGCUGUGUGUAGGCCAUGUCAUGGAGAAUAUGAUUGCUUAAUAGAAAAUUAUAAUAAAACACAAACUUCAGGGCAAAAGGAACACCCCUGCCAUUGAUGACUGUUACGCAUUAUUGUUCAGCUGCUUCUCCAAAGCUUUACUCAUGGCAAUUAUGCUUUCAGCCCAGACCAAAUAAUUUUUAAUUUGAGUUAAAGGUGACUUUGUUGCAGAGUUUUAACAAACACAUUACAAAGUAUAAAUGAUUUGUUUUUUUUUCCUCAUGGGAAGAAAACAUCACUCACUUGGAAAGUAUAUGGUCAGCAUAGAAUAUAAAGGUAGUCCUCGCUUAUGACCACAAUUGAGCCCAAAAUUUCUGUUGCUAAGGGAGACAUUUGUUAAGUGAGUUUUGUCUCAUUUUACCUUUCUUGCUAGUUGUUAAACAAAUAAUUGCAGUUGUUGAGUUAGUAACAUGGUUGUUAGGUGAAUCUGGCUCCUCCAUUGACUAUCCUUAUCAGAUCACAAAAGGUGAUCACAUGAUCCUGGGGUACUGCAACCAUCAUAAGUACAAGUCAGUUGCCAAGCACCUGCAUUCUGAUCAUGUGUCCAUGGGGAUGCUGCAGUGGUCAUGUGAAAAAUGGUCCUAAGUCACUUUUUUCACUGUAACUUCAGUCACUAAAUGAACUGUUGUAAGUCAAUGAUUAUCCUUACUUAAAAUAUUCCUUCCCUUAAUACCAUCCAACACAUGCAUUAAGAUCAGGUGAAGAGUUUAUUAUCAGAGUAGAAUAUAAGUAACAGCUAGGACCAGGGCAAUACAAUUUAUAGAACUACUUUCUUGAGAACAAUUGUUUUGAAAUUUUGUUCUCCCAACACAUUUUAGGACAUCAAAUCCAAUUUCAGAUUUUCCACUUUUCAAAAUGAGCUUUGUUUUAAUGUUUAUAUUUUUUCAAAUAAUUUAUUUUUGAUUUAUAUUUAAGAUUUUUAUUUUUUCUCAUAAAUAGUUUUGCAUUUAUCCAGGAAGAAUUGUAGAGAAAUAAGUGAUAUGCUUUAAAUAUAGUAGGGUAUACAGUUCAGAUCCAAGCAUUUUUAGCCGGGACAGGCUAUAUUCCUUGUGUAAAAUUAUGAAGGAAUACUAUUAAUUAUGAAGCUAAGUGGUCUGAUAUGACUAAAAGUAUGUUCCUUUGCUUCCAUGAGGGAACUGUCUGUGCAAUGUAUGCACUAUACAGUACUGCAUAUUUGGCAUUUCUUCUGGGACAAUUCUGAAACAAAAUAUAUACAGAACAAUGUGGCUAGGUCCACACAUGGUCAGUUACAAAUGCCCAAUUUAAUCAGGUUAUAUGAACUCAACCAGUAUUUUGUUUCUGUGUCAAGGUUAUUUCUGUGUAAGCUUGGUCUGUCUUUUGUAACUACACCACAGAAAAUGCUGUAGUUUCAUCUUCCAAAUUAAGUUCUAAUAAAAAGGGAUGAGGCAAACUUUGAAAGCGCUGAACAGCCAGAAAAUGGGGGAGGCAUCAAUCUAAAAGUUACCUCAAGGUCAUCCUACACACACUUCUUACAUAUCUCUUAAAUCGAAAAUUCACUGUUUACAAAAAGCAUCUAGGGGGGCAGGACCCUGCAGCAAAAUACUCUGCAAUAGUGGCGAAUAUCUGUAGCUUGGGUGUAGGAUAAGGGUGAAGGUUUGUUCUCCAAGCUUGUAAGUUGGUUUCUGCACAUUUCAUUACCAUGCUAGGUAACAUCCUCAGCCUACUCUGUAGUAAAAAUAUUCAGGUGAUCCAGUGCAACUCUCAUUCUAGUUCAGCCUCAUAAGCACAACUGCUUAUCUAACCUCUGAUUCGGAAGGGUUUAUUUCCAGCUAAGUCCAAUGGAAGCUUAGUCUUAAGGGUCCAAGAGUAGUAGCCUAAAUCUGAAAGGAACCGCACGGUGUCACCUUCCUUUCCCUCCGAUACACUCGAAGAACUGCAGGCAGCAACAGCUCCACGAAUACAAGCCACACACAAGGCUGAGAUUUCUCUCAGACCAGCCACUUUCAAUGCGGUCUCCUAGAUCUCGAAUUCAGCGCUGGCUCGUUUCCGCAGAAAUAUCUUUAAAUGUCUUCCUCAAUUCCGGGGUCUUUCAAAGGUUGGGCCUACGGCUUCCGUGCUCCUCAGCCUUCACAACAGGAAAUUGGCGGGAACUGCAGGCCAACACAUGCGCAAGACUCCCUAGAUGACGGAAAGCUGUUUCAGGGGCGUUUCAUUCCCCCCGACCGAACAGAAGGGGGAAGGGGUGUACUCCCGCACGGUUCUUAGGCUCUCUCUAGCGCGGAACGCGGAGGCGUCGCCUUCCGACGUUGUCCCUAGCAACGCCGAGCAGGGCGACGAGUGACGCGCGCCAAGGGCUACGUCGCCGCGCCGCGUCGGGCGGGCGCGAGUGACGCAAGGCGCGCGCGCAGGCCGGCAGGGGGAGGGGCCGGCAGCUUCUUUCCCUUUUUUUCUGUUUCUUUUUUUUUCUUUUCUUUUCCCUCCCUUCUUCCCCCCCCUUUUUAAAAAUUCCCCGUUCCCCCCUCCCCUCUUUUUCUUUUGGCCUUCCUGCCUCCCUCUCUCCAGCCCUCCCCGCCUCGGCGGCCCCACCUGACCCUCGGCGAGUCGCCCGGCCCGCAACCAUCCGCCCGCCCGGAUCCAGGCCCCGACCUGCCCCCGCUCUCUGCUGUGCCAGCGCCUCCGUCUUCAGCUGGGACCCUCCCCUCCCCCUCCAGCCUAAGCUCCCCGGCGGGCGGGAGCUCCAGCCUGGCUGGCUCGGCGGGGUAACCCUCCAGCAUCCCGGCCCGUCGCUCCGCCCCGAGUUGGCCCAUCUGCUUUUCUCGGCGGGCGCUUCAGCCCCGGUGCAGCUGCCCGCACUUGUUGCCGCCCAGGACUUCCUCCUCCCGCGGCGGCUUCUACCUACGCUCUACCGCUCACGUCAGAGGAAGCGGAGAGGACAGCAGGUCCCUCGGCCGGCGCCACCUCUCCUCCUCCCCGCCCAAGAGGAGGGAGCAGGAAGAAGAGGGAAGCGGCAGCACGAAAACACGCCAGCGACGGAAGGGGGGGACGGGGUCCCUGCUCUCCCCCUCCUUCUUCCUCCCUCCCCUCCCUCCCUUCCUCCCUCCCCCGGAGGUAUCCAUCACUAACACUAUACUGUGCUGAAGAUGUCUAACAGCAACACCACACAGGAGACACUGGAGAUAAUGAAAGAAUCAGAAAAAAGAUUGGUUGAGGAAUCUUUGAACAAAACCAAAUUUGCAUCCAGGUCACCAAGCAAAGAGGAGCCUGAGAAGGACGGGGAGGAGAGCAGCGUACGGCAAGAAUCUCAGAAGAGAACAUCCAAUCACGGACAUGCUAGAAAAAGAGCUAAGUCAAAUUCGAAACUGAAAUUAGUGAGGAGUCUGGCUGUAUGUGAAGAAUCCUCUAGUCCCUUUGUGGAUGGGCCUUUGGAAACCCAAGAUAUCAUACAUUUGCACAUCAGUUGCCCAUCUGACAAGGAAGAUGACAAAUCUGCAAAAGAUGGUCCCGAAAAAGAAGAAAAAGAGAAAAACAAAGAGAAGGCCCCCAAGAAAAUGUUGUCUAGAGAUUCCAGCCAGGAAUACACAGACUCCACUGGAAUAGAUUUGCAUGAAUUUUUAGUAAAUACACUGAAGAAAAAUCCAAGGGAUAGGAUGAUGCUGCUAAAAUUAGAACAGGAGAUCCUGGAAUUUAUUAAUGAUAACAACAAUCAAUUCAAGAAGUUUCCUCAAAUGACCUCAUACCACAGAAUGCUUCUACAUCGGGUGGCUGCCUAUUUUGGCAUGGAUCACAACGUAGACCAAACGGGGAAAGCUGUGAUUAUCAACAAGACCGGCAACACAAGAAUUCCUGAGCAGAGGUUCUCUGAACACAUCAAAGAUGAGAAGAACUCUGAUUUUCCACAGAGGUUUAUCCUCAAGCGAGAUGAUACCAGCAUUGAUCGAGAUGAUAAUCAGAUUAGGAUCCCACUGCAAGAUGGACGAAGGAGCAAAUCCAUAGAAGAACGAGAAGAGGAAUACCAGAGGGUUAGGGAACGCAUAUUUGCACGGGAGUCGGGCCAAAAUGGAUUCCUGAACGAAAGCAGACUCGCCAAAGAAGGCUUUUCUUCUAGCUCUCACAAAAGGCGACAGAUCUUUAGGGGUAACCGAGAUGGGCUCAGCCGGGCUUCAGGCAGCCGCCAGAGCAGCACAGAGAGUGAGAUGAAAUCCCUGGAGCCCCGGCCGUGGAGUAGCACAGACUCUGAUGGCUCAACGCGCAAUCUGCGGCCUCCGGUCACCAAAGCCAGCAGCUUCAGUGGCAUUUCUAUCUUGACCCGAGGAGAUAGCAUUGGUGGCAUUGGCAAAGGGAAUGGCGCCAACAGGACUGCCAGGCCAGGUCUCUCUCUAAGUACUCCUGAAGCCUGCAACCAACUCUCCUCUGCACAGCCUGGCCGAAGCCUCUUGCCGUGUGCCGCUCAGCAACUGCAGCCGCAGCCACUUCCACCCACACCGCAGCAACAGCCAGCAAUGACUAAUCACAUCAUAUCACAGCCGGUCCCAGCAUUGCAGUCCUCUCCGCAGCCAGUUCAGUACUCUCCAAGCUCCUGUCCCCAAGUCCUCCUGCCAGUCUCUCCACCCCAGCAGUACAAUAUGGCUGAUGAGCUCAGCAACCCUUUUGGACAGAUCAGCCUCAGCCGCCAAGGUUCCACUGAAGCACCCGAUCCAUCCUCUGCCAUGUUCCAGCAGCCAAUCAUGUCCCAGCAUCCUCAGCAGACAGGAUUCAUCAUGGCUUCCCCAGGACAGCCAAUCACUGCCUCCAACUAUUCUGCCUCAGGGCACACGGCACCAGCCCAGCAGAUCCUCCAACCCCAGAGCUAUAUGCAGCCUCCCCAGCAAAUUCAGGUUUCUUACUACCCUCCUGGGCAGUAUCCAAACUCCAGCCAGCAGUACCGGCCGCUCUCUCACCCGGUGGCUUACAGCCCCCAGCGUAGCCAACAGCUGCCGCAACAGUCCCAGCAGCCUGGAUUACAGCCAAUCCUGUCCAAUCAGCAGCAGACAUACCAAGGCAUGAUGGGAGUGCAGCAACCGCAGGGUCAGAGUCUCCUCAGCAGCCAGCGCAGUAGCAUGGGUAGCCAGAUGCAGGGCAUGAUGGGAGUGCAGCAGCCCCAAAACCAGAGCCUCCUGAAUAGCCAACGAGGAAACAUGGGCAGUCAGAUGCAAGGCCUGAUGGUCCAGUACACUCCAUUGCCUUCAUAUCAACAGGUGCCAGUGGCGAAUGACUCUCAAGCCGUAGUCCAGCAACCCUUUCAGCAGCCUGUGCUGGUACCAGCAAACCAGUCUGUGCAAGGAGGGCUCCAGGCCGGAGGGAUGUCGGUCUAUUACAGUGUUAUCCCCCCAACCCAGCAGAAUGGCACCAGCCCUUCUGUUGGCUUCUUGCAGCCUCCAGGUACAGAGCAGUACCAAAUGCCCCAGUCCCCUUCUCCUUGCAGCCCACCCCAGAUGCAACAACAGUAUUCAGGGGUAUCUCCGGCAGGGCCUGGUGUUGUGGUCAUGCAACUCAAUGUGCCCAAUGGCCCCCAACCUCCUCAGAAUUCAUCCAUGGUGCAAUGGAACCACUGCAAGUACUACAGUUUAGACCAGCGAAGUCAGAAGCCUGGUGACAUCUAUAAUCCAGACACCAGUGCUCAGGCCAGCAGCACCCAGCUGAAUAGCCCUAUCACAUCGCCCACGCAGUCCCCUACACCAUCGCCCGUUACCAGCCUCAACAGUGUCUGCACAGGUCUCAGUCCCCUUCCGGUGCUCACACAGUUCCCCCGGCCUGUGGGCCCAGCACAAGGUAACAAAGGUGAUGGGCGCUAUUCCUUGCUGGGCCAGCCGCUGCAGUACAAUCUCUCCAUUUGCCCCCCACCUCUCUUGCACAACCAGUCCAGCUAUACCGCACACCAGGCACAAACAGGGAUGAAGCAUGGCAACCGAAGUAAGAAGCAAGCUCUCAAGUCAGCAUCCACAGAUCUUGGGACAAGUGAUGUAGUGUUGGGCCGUAUCUUGGAAGUUACUGACCUGCCUGAAGGGAUCACACGUACCGAGGCCGACAAGCUCUUCACCCAGUUAGCCAUGUCUGGUGCCAAAAUCCAGUGGCUCAAAGAAACUCAGGGGCGUCCUGGGGGCGGGGGCGACAAUAACCACGGGACUGCAGAGAACGGCAGGAAUUCUGACCUCGCUGCCUUAUACACCAUCGUGGCCGUCUUCCCCAGCCCUUUGGCAGCCCAAAACGCAUCCCUGCAUCUCAACAACUCUCUUAACUGCUUCAAGUUGCGUAUGGCCAAAAAGAACUAUGACCUGCGUGUGCUGGAGCGUGCCAGCUCCCAAUAGGAGUAGACAGAGGGGUGGGAGGGGGGGCAACAAGCACAUUGGACUGGCCUCUCCAGCCUCUCCCCCCCCCACGGCCCCUUGACCAGCCUCCUUUAGUUCCACAUGCGCCUCCCCCUUCUUUCUUUUGUUUUUCCCUUUUUUUAAUUUGGGUGGUAGAGGGGGGAAAUUUCUUGGAGAUAUUUAUAUGGACAAAAUGAAGAGAAGAGACAUUGAUUUGUUUUGUUUUUGUUUUGUUGGGGGGGGGGGAGGUUCUGUUUUUUUUAUUAUUAUUAUUUUUGUGUGGAGGAACAUGUCCCCUUUACCCCCCCCCUCCAGAACACGUGUAUAUUGUUUUGUUCAGCGUUGUGCCGCGGUAUGGAGCCGUAUUUAAUUGCACAUACAGAUGUUGGCUGGGUAUAUUCACUGUACAUUUUAUUUAAUCUGGGUUUAUUAUUAUUAAUAUUAUUAUUUGGUUUUUAAAUAUAAAAGAAUCGUCUGUCACUUUAAA